This is a messenger RNA of Aricia agestis (brown argus), 3520 nucleotides long. RefSeq names its product ATP-dependent 6-phosphofructokinase (gene Pfk). Lineage: Eukaryota; Metazoa; Arthropoda; Insecta; Lepidoptera; Lycaenidae. Gene Ontology annotation, cellular component: 6-phosphofructokinase complex; cytoplasm. Gene Ontology annotation, molecular function: fructose-6-phosphate binding; identical protein binding; AMP binding. The transcript is spliced from 15 exons. The record is from RefSeq and is a predicted model, not a curated record. Gene Ontology annotation, biological process: fructose 1,6-bisphosphate metabolic process; canonical glycolysis; fructose 6-phosphate metabolic process. The coding region runs from base 179 to 2527 and encodes 782 amino acids.
UAAAGGUCACCUUGAAGUUCACCUUCUGCGGCAUUCAAAUAAUGUUUUUUCGCGAUAUUUAUAAAUAAUUCCAUAAUAUUUACAUUUACUCAAUAAAAAACACUAUUUAAACUGGUGCUGCAGUUGCAUCAGAUCGACGUAUAUAUAAAUUUAAUUUAAAAGUAGAAACAACCCCAAAAUGGAAUUAGCAACAACGCAAAAAUUCAUUGAAAGAGGAUGCCAUAAAGGCAAAGGCCUAGCUGUAUUCACCAGCGGAGGAGAUUCCCAAGGAAUGAAUGCGGCCGUUCGCUCUGUGGUCCGGAUGGGAAUAUACUUGGGUUGUAAGGUCUACUUCAUCAGAGAGGGGUAUCAGGGUAUGGUAGAUGGAGGAGACAAUAUCGAAGAAGCCAACUGGUCUUCUGUCAGCUCCAUCAUCCAUAAAGGCGGCACUGUUAUUGGAUCUGCAAGAUGCAUGGAUUUUAUCCAGCGAGAAGGCCGUCUUAAAGCAGCUUACAACUUAGUUUCAAGAGGCAUAACCAACCUUGUGGUGAUUGGCGGUGAUGGAUCAUUGACGGGAGCCAACCUCUUUCGUCAAGAAUGGUCAAGCUUGCUGGAUGAGCUGUUAAAAGACAAUAAAAUCACUAAAGACCAAAGAGAGAAGUUCAAGUAUUUGCACAUUGCUGGCAUGGUUGGAUCUAUUGACAAUGACUUCUGUGGUACUGAUAUGACCAUAGGUACUGAUUCGGCCCUGCACCGUAUCAUUGAGGCUAUAGAUGCAAUUGUCAGCACUGCAUAUUCUCAUCAGAGGACUUUUAUUAUGGAAGUCAUGGGCAGACAUUGUGGUUAUCUGGCUCUAGUCGCCGCUCUGGCGUCCGAAGCCGACCAAGUGUUCAUUCCCGAGGACCCGGUCCCCAAUAAUUGGGUCGAAAAACUUUGCAAACGAUUGCAGCAGGAACGUAAGGCUGGGCAGCGUUUGAACAUUAUUAUCGUGGCCGAGGGUGCCAUAGAUCGCGAGGGCAAGCCUAUAACCGCUGAGCUGGUGAAGAAAGUAGUUGUAGACAAUCUGCAGCAGGACACUCGCAUCACUGUGCUCGGUCACGUGCAGAGAGGAGGCUCACCAUCCGCCUUCGAUAGGUUAUUGGGCUGCCGCAUGGGUGCCGAAGCGGUGAUGGCGCUGAUGGAGGCGACGCCGGAGACGGAGUCGUGCGUCGUGUCGCUGGACGGCAAUCAGGCCGUGCGCCUGCCGCUCAUGGAGUGCGUGCGCCGGACCAAGGCCGUGGCACAGGCCAUGGCUGACAAAAAUUGGGACUUAGCGGUGCAGCUGCGUGGACGCAGCUUCGCCCGCAACUUGGAAACGUACAAGAUGUUGACCCGGCUGAAGCCACCCAAAGAAGCCUUCGAUGAAUCCGGAAAACCGGCUGAGGGUCUAACGCUCGCGGUGAUGCACGUGGGCGCGCCGGCGUGCGGCAUGAACGCGGCGGUGCGGUCGUUCGUCCGCAACUGCAUCUACCGCGGCGACACCGUGCUCGGCGUGCACGACGGCGUGGAAGGGUUCAUCAACGGCAACAUCGUUAAGAUGGACUGGUCCGACGUAACAGGUUGGGUCGCCCAGGGCGGCGCGUUCCUGGGCACCAAGCGCACGCUACCCGGCGACAAGAAGAAGGAGAUCGCCGCGCGCAUCAAACAGUUCAACAUACAGGGACUGCUCAUUAUUGGCGGGUUUGAGGCGUACCAAGCGGGUCUCGAAUUCUACGAGUCCCGACAUCAGUUCCCCGAGUUCUGUAUCCCGCUGGUGGUGAUCCCCGCGACGAUCAGCAACAACGUCCCCGGCACGGACUUCUCGCUCGGCUCAGACACCGCGCUCAACGAGAUCACAGAGAUAUGCGACCGCAUAAGGCAGUCCGCGCAGGGUACCAAGCGCCGUGUGUUCGUCGUUGAGACUAUGGGCGGCUAUUGCGGUUACCUUGCAACAUUAGCUGGUGUAGCAGGCGGCGCGGACGCUGCCUACAUCUACGAAGAGAAGUUCUCUAUCAAGGACUUACAACAAGACGUGUACCACAUGGCGUCCAAAAUGACGGGCGGCAUUCAGAGAGGUCUCAUACUCAGGAACGAAAAAGCCAACGAGAACUACAACACUGACUUCAUAUACCGUCUGUACUCGGAAGAAGGCAAGGGCCUGUUUACUGCCAGAAUGAAUGUCCUGGGUCACAUGCAACAAGGUGGCUCGCCAACACCUUUCGACCGGAACAUGGGCACCAAGAUGGCGGCGAAGUGCCUGCAGUGGCUCAUUGACUCCAUCCACAAGGGCCAGUCCACCGGCCCCGACUCCGCCUGCCUGCUCGGCAUCGUGAAGAGACAGUACCGCUUCACGCCCCUAGAGGAGUUGAAGGGACAGACUAACUUUGCGCAAAGAAUACCGAAGCAGCAGUGGUGGAUGAAGCUGCGGCCUCUGCUGCGUAUUCUGGCGAAACACGACUCCACUUACGAGGAGGAGGGAAUGUACAUGACAGUGGAACAGGGAGAGAUGGACUCGGAGAAUGUUAUAUAAAUAGUUGAUCAUAGUUAAUACUAGACCUCGUCAUUUGGGUACCAUAGUAAGGCAGUAGAUUGUUGUACUAUCAGAAAAAAAAUACGCAAGCGGCUAACGCCUAUCUUACAUAAUUUGGUUGGGUUACGUCCACGUUAAUUAGACAGAUCACGGUUAACAUUGAUUAGACACAACUCGACUAAAUAACGUAGAUCUGCUAUCUGCCUAUGAAUUAAUUUAUCUGAUGGUAUAUUUGGGAAUAAACAAGGGAAGUAAGAGUUCCAUAAAACUAAAAUCCUUACGGAACAUUUUACUUUUAUAGUUUACAUAUUGUGGGAGUACAUAGCACCAGGGAGUUUGUGAAAAAUUUACAAAUUUUAUAAUGGUCUUUUUUCUUAAGCAGAAUUGAAAUAUGUCCUUUUGAAUAGAUGCUUGUGAUUUUGCGUCAUCUUGUUUUAGGUGUUGAUGUCUAGUCACAAACGUUAUAAAAUUUACGUUUUGCAGUGCUGUAAUUUUGCUAAAUAAAACGUUAAUUAACAUUUUUCCAUUCUAUGCCCACACAACAAGUUAAAUUUUAUAUGUAAGAUUAUUAAAAGUAAUAAUAGAUAAAAUUAUAUUAUCAUAACAAAUUAGGACAAGUUAUUAUACCCAACGCUUUAAUACUCUGCUUCUGUAGGUUAGUUAGCUUAGUUGUUUGAAUUUUUUUUGUUGUAAGCAUUGUAUUAGGUAUAUAUUUUUACCUUAAUACAAAAGCUUCAAAUAUUGAAAAAGACCUAUCCUAGUAUUUAGAUAGUUUUUGAAAUUAAUAGGUGUUCCUUUGUCGAAUUAUAGACUGUUUUUUUUUUUUUAUUUAUUAGUAUCAUAUUUGACGCUAUAGAAUGAGUAUGAGGGACCUAUCAGACAGAGAGCGGUCGCGGGUCGCGCGGUCAAGCGGUCAGUUUUGCGUUAUAUGUGUGUUGUAACUUGUAUUACUUUUUGUAGCUAUACUCACACAUGGGGCGUUCUGGCCGCGUC